Molecule: messenger RNA, 2222 nt
Organism: Onthophagus taurus
Lineage: Eukaryota; Metazoa; Arthropoda; Insecta; Coleoptera; Scarabaeidae
Source: RefSeq, a predicted model, not a curated record
CGUAGUUUCGCACAAAUUAUACAAAACCGGGUCCGCCAUUGUUACCAUCGGUUGUGUGGCCCUUAGAAUCAGAAGAGAAUACGUUAAAUCGCCGUUUUAAAAAUUAGAUUUGUGUUUAAAGGUGGUUUUUUAAACGCGACGCGUUCGCACCGGUCGUUAUUCUUACCGAUUUGGAAAAACGGUUUUUCUUCGUGGAACUGGUUCGAUCCGACUCCCCAACGAGUGUGAGUGUGCAAAGUUUAUCUGGCGAAUUUAGAAGAUUAAUUAAUUAAUUACACUUUGAUUUGGUUAUUAAUGAAAGUUGGUGGUGUUUUUAAAAAAAUUAGUGCUGGAUGUUUGAAAGUGAGGUAAUUGUUAAGCGAAUUGUGUGGAUAAACGCUUCUUUUUCGACAUGUCACCUGGUUAAAACGAGAUUUAAGGGGAUUUAAUUCAGGAAAAUCGCUUUUUUUGUUGAUAACUUACGUUUUUGUGAACUUUUACCAUGUCCGGGCCACCUCAUCAUUCCCAUAAUAGGCAACCUCCCCCUGGAAAUCCAGCUUGGAAUCACUUGCAGACUACAUUCCAGGUGCCAAAUUUUUUUCCGCGUCAACCCCAACAUGCCCACAUGUCCAAUGAGCACCAUUUAACUUUGCACCAACCCACUUGGCAUACUCCAACCACUGAGCCAGCAAUGAAAACCAUUGCAGCUUUACCCCAUGUUUUUAACCUGGAUCAGAUGCUUACGGAGCGUUCGUAUCGCGCAGGGGUUGAUUUGACUUUGACAAGAAAUGGGAACCAAAACGGCGAUGUUCCAUCAGGCCCCAUUAGCUUAAGUGUUCGUGACACCAACAAGAUUAAUAGUUUACCUCCUGGGGCUUUGGGUAUCCAAGGGGUUGAAUUAACAAAGAGUUUGAGCCCUGGGUUGAAGUCUUUGAGUCCUGGGUUAAAAAGUAGUAGCCCUGGUUUGAAGAGUAAUAGCCCAGGAGUUAUAAAACCAAUGAGCCCUGCUUUAUCAACAAGCCCUGGGUUACAAGAUAGCCCAAAAACGAAUAAAAAGAAGAGGAUGGAUAGUGUGCUUGAAAAAUUAAACACAACAGUUGAAAAAAAUGAGGUUGAGAAGACCCUCUUUGAAAUAGAGAAAGAAAAAAUUAAUUUGGAAAAGCAACCUAUAGAAAAAUCAAUAGAAAAAUCACUAGAAAAACCUUUGAGUGUGUUAGUUCAAGGACCUAAUGAUGAAAAUAGUAAUUCAAGUAGUACAAUAAACGCGCCAACCCCCACAAAUGAUGACCUAUUAGUGUCUCCAUACAGUAAUGAAGAUAGUUUGGAUAGCAAUAAAUCAAGGAGGAAAAGAAAACCAAGUAAAACAGUUCGUGUAGCCAAAGAACCAUCAGAAAAACCAGAAGAAAAAGAGGAACCAGUAAUCCCCCCCACAGAAGAUGUAAUCGACGGCAAAAUCAACGAAAAAGUCGUCGAAAAUGAACCGGAAGAAGUCCCACCGGCCAAAAAACCACGAAGAAAAACCAGCUCAGAAUCGGAAACGAUCGAAAAAAUCGCCUCCAUGGUCCAAGAAGUCGUUCAAGAUCACCAAAAAGACGAAGAGAAUCAAGAAUCCAAUAAAAACGAAACUAAAAUUGACGAAAAAAUCGAUGAUAAUCAAAUAGAGGAAAAAAACGUUGAAAAUAACCAAGAUGAUUCAAAUAAAGAAAUUGAGCAAUCGAAAGUUGAUGUUCCGGUUAUGGGGGGAGUUGUUACGGCGGCUCAACGAAAAGCUACGAAUUUUGUUGAGGUUGAGAAUAAGUUAGAAGAAAUGUUUGCUGGUAUCGUUGAAGAUCCACCAAAACCAGAAGAAAUUCCAAAACCAACAUCGCCCGAAUCGCCACAAAACGAAAAUUUAGCAACAUCAACAACGUCAAAAAUUGAAACCACAUCAGAAGAGAUUACGUCGACGAAUAACGAUGAAAACGCUUUGUUAUUAAUCGAGGAAAGUGAUGAUUUGUGUAAAACUCCGGUUAAAAAGGGGAAAUUAUCGACGAAGCGACGAACCAACACGACGCCCAAGAAGAAAAAGGGGAGCAAAGCGGCGAAAGUUUCGUCAAAAACGAGCGGCGGACCCAGCGGGAGUAGCAAGAAAGAUAAGAAAUCGAUUAAUGGGAAAAUUGAGGUUAUUAAGGAUGUUUACGCGUAUGAUUCUGGGAGUAAUACGAGUUCGGUGAAAUCCAGGGGACCUUUUGUUCAUAUUGAAG